Messenger RNA from Neurospora tetraspora, 690 nucleotides. RefSeq lists its product as uncharacterized. The coding region runs from base 1 to 690 and encodes 229 amino acids. The record is from RefSeq and is a predicted model, not a curated record. The transcript has 2 exons. Gene Ontology annotation, molecular function: zinc ion binding; nucleic acid binding. Lineage: Eukaryota; Fungi; Ascomycota; Sordariomycetes; Sordariales; Sordariaceae.
AUGCCAUACCUCCGCGAAACUCACCCGGACCAGCUUACUACCUACUCCGGCUUGAUGACCCACCUCUGGCGCCAGUAUCAUGAUCCCAACCAGGAGGAAAACGCGCUCAUCAACUUUACCAAGCUGAAGAUGAAAGAUAACGACAACUUUGAUUUCUUUAAGAAUAAGUUUGUUCGGAUGGCUGGCGAGUGCCAACGUCCCAAGACCGAGUGGAAGCGGGAGCUGUUCCAGCGCCUUCCCGCCGAGUACAAAAAGCAGAUGGGAGCGAAGCACCGUGACCCUUCUAUCUCUUUCGAGUCGUACUGUGUCGACUGCUCCGUGCUCAAGACCAUCGCCGAUGAAGCCAAGGCUGCUUCUAGAAGCUCGAACAACAAGGGCAACAAUAAGAACUCCGGUGCUGGCUCGGGCGGAUCUGGUUCUGCUCCCAAGCCCGCUGCCGCUGGUGGUAACCGCCCCACUGCCGAUCGCGAGGAGACUACCCGCCUGUUCAACGAUGGAAGAUGCUUCCUUUGCAAAGAACGCGGACAUACCAAGCGCGACUGUCCUGAGAAGGAACGAUACGACCGUGAGCGCCGCGACCGUGUCGCCGCUGUUGUCGAUCGUCACCUGGCUCACGAAGGCAGAGGUCAACCGGCUGCUGCAGCCCCCGCCACGGACGCUGCUCCCGCUGCGAACGAUCAGGGAAACUAA